GCCUCUUCCGGCUCCGUCGCCGGGCAACGGCUCCGCAACCUGCCGCCAUGCUGGACGCCGGGCUGCCGAGCCCCGCCGCCCUCCGCAGCCUCUACGCCUGGCUGGACGGGCUCCCGCUCAGCCGCCCCAAGCGCCGUCUGGCCCGGGACUUCAGCGACGGCGUGAUGCUGGCGGAGAUUGUGAAGCACUUCCACCCCCGGCUCGUGGACCUGCACAACUACACCCCUACCUGCAACACGGAUCAGAAGCUCAGCAACUGGCACAUUCUCAACAGGAAAGUCUUUCACAGGCUGAGCUUCUGUGUCUCAGAGACAGACAUCCGCAAGGUGGUGGCCAGCACGCCCGGGGCCGUGGAGCCCAUCCUGUGUGCUCUGCGGGAGAAGGUUGAGGGUGGCGCUAUCCACACGGACCUGCCCGGUGCCGUGUCUGCAGGGUCAGGACUCUAUGGCGCCGAUGCCGCCCAGCCCUGGGCAGACCUCACCACCCCUACGCGCGCCGGCCUGCCAAGCCCCCCAGCCCCCUCCAGCAUGAAGACCACUCAGAACGAGAGUGCUCCGGAGAAGAUGGGCCGCUGCGCCUGCAGAGGUUGGGACCCAGCCGGAGGGCCCUGGGAGUUCCCGGACCCUGGGGGGCAGCUGCUGGAGGACAAGGAGCAGGCACUGGCCAUUCUGCAGGAGAUGGUCAAGAUUUUGCAGGUGAAGGUGGACAAGCUGGAGCACCUGGUGGAGCUGAAGGACCGGCGGAUCGCAGAGCUGGCGAGGCCCCGGCGUGGGGGGCAUGGAGGGCCCCCCGGAGGAGCCCCCUGGCCUGAGCCAGCCAGACCCUGAGCCACCCGAGACCCGGUUGAUGCUCCAGAUGUGGCCAAGCACUGUCCCGCACGAGUGGGGAGCCGGGGCUGCUCCCCAGGGGUUCCCUCCGAGCGUCGCUCUGGGUUCCUGCCAGCCAGAGACGGCUUUGGACUCGGAGACUGGGGUCUGGUUCUUUCAUGCCCUGGGAAGUCUCGUCACCAUGGUGUUUGUGAGCACUUGAA
Messenger RNA from Microcebus murinus (gray mouse lemur), 1030 nucleotides. Lineage: Eukaryota; Metazoa; Chordata; Mammalia; Primates; Cheirogaleidae. The record is from RefSeq and is a predicted model, not a curated record.